This is a messenger RNA of Capsella rubella, 1251 nucleotides long. Its product is annotated as putative mannan endo-1,4-beta-mannosidase 4. Bases 1 to 1251 code for a protein of 416 amino acids. The transcript is spliced from 4 exons. Gene Ontology annotation, molecular function: hydrolase activity, hydrolyzing O-glycosyl compounds. The record is from RefSeq and is a predicted model, not a curated record. Lineage: Eukaryota; Viridiplantae; Streptophyta; Magnoliopsida; Brassicales; Brassicaceae.
AUGAAGUAUUUGUGUUUUGUAGUGUUUUUAGCGAUAGUGAUCGCACAAAACUAUAGCGAUCUAGGAGUGGAAGCUGCGUCGAGUGGUGGGUUCGUGAGUAGGAAAGGCGUCCAAUUUAUUCUCAAUGGGAAACCAUUUUACGCCAAUGGUUUCAAUGCCUACUGGCUCACGUACGAAGCCACCGAUCCGACCGCAAGAUAUAAGAUCACUCAUGGGUUUGAAAACGCGACUAGUCGCGGUUUGACCAUCGCCCGCACCUGGGGGUUCAACGACGGUGCCUCAUACCGCGCUCUUCAAACGGCACCCGGUUCCUACGAUGAAAAUACGUUUCAGGGUUUGGAUUUUGUGAUAUCCGAAGCGAAAAGAGUCGGUCUAAAAAUGAUAAUCCCUCUUGUGAAUAACUGGUCUGACUACGGAGGGAAGAAACAAUACGUUGAUUGGGCUAAAAGCAAAGGCGAAAAGGUAUCUUCCGAUGACGACUUCUACACAAACUCACUUACCAAACAGUUCUACAAGAACCACGUCAAGACUAUAGUGAACAGAGUGAAUACAUUUACUAAAGUUGCAUACAAAGAUGAACCAGCCAUUAUGGGUUGGGAGCUUAUGAACGAGCCUCGAUGCAAUUCAGAUCGAAGUGGAAAAACCCUUAUGGCUUGGAUUAAUGAAAUGGCUCCUUAUGUAAAAUCAGUUGAUCCAAAUCAUCUCCUCUCUACUGGUCAUGAAGGUUUCUAUGGUGACUCGUCUCCUCAAAGAAAGACUUCUCUAAAUCCGCCUUCAGCCAAUGUAGUUGGAGCUGAUUUCAUAGCUAACCACAAUAUCGAUGCCAUUGAUUUCGCGUCGAUUCAUUGUGCCCCUGACUUAUGGUUUCAAAAAUUGGAUCAGAAUACUCGAUUAAACUUCUUAAAGAAAUGGCUCGAAGGCCACAUCGAAGAUGCACAGAACAUUCUUAAAAAACCUCUAAUUGUAGGAGAAUUCGGGGUAGGAACGGACGUACCAGGCUACACUCUAGCUAAGAGAGACGCCAUCUUCACCGCAACCUACGAGAUCAUUUACGCGUCUGCGCAAAAAGGUGGUUCAGGCGGAGGAGCAUUGUUUUGGGACCUUAUUACCGACGGUAUGAGCAACUAUAAAGAUCCCUCCGCCAUUUUACUUAGUGAAGGUUCGUCGACGGUUAAUAUUAUAAGUGAGGCGACACGAAAGUUGGGUUCGAUUAAUACGAAAGUAAAGUUCAGUCGCAAAAUCAAAAACUAA